GAAGCUUUAGAGAACAAUGGUAUUUCGGGUGGUCUUGGACAAAGGGAGCGUAAAAAGAAGAAAAAAACGUCCCCCUGGAUAUUACAGUUACUUGAAAGAUGGUGGUGAGGGUGGACCUUCGGCGGAAGCCCUGGUCAGUGGCCAUGCCGGCCCAGCAGUCCCCAGCAGCGUAGGCGCCGAGGACGUGGACUUGACAGGGUAUGUACCCACGGCAGGGACCCCACAGACUUGGGGCAGCCCUCAGGAUGCCACGGACUUUGUCAGCGACGCCAGGCCUGCUGGGGCUUUCCUCGGAGCCCUGGAUGGCAGGGCCAGGACUGCAGGGCAGCCGGAGGGCUUCCCCGGGGCUCACUCAGAGGCCUCCUGCCUCCCUCCUGUUGAGGACAGCUGUGGCUCAGCCCUCCGUGGGGACCAAUACUACUGAGAACCUUGGAGUCAC
Capra hircus (goat) is the source of this 439-nucleotide messenger RNA. RefSeq names its product ubiquitin carboxyl-terminal hydrolase 10-like. Lineage: Eukaryota; Metazoa; Chordata; Mammalia; Artiodactyla; Bovidae. The record is from RefSeq and is a predicted model, not a curated record. Bases 17 to 424 code for a protein of 135 amino acids. The transcript has a single exon.